AUGUCUGGGAAGGGAAAAGUGCAUGGAGGAAAAGGAAAAUCCUCAGAAAUCGCCAAAUCAUCUACAUCACAUUCAGCUAGAGCAGGGUUACAAUUCCCAGUGGGAAGAGUCAAGAGAUAUUUGAGAAGAAAUGUUCAAAACAAAAUUCGUGUUGGAUCCAAGGCUGCCAUUUAUUUGACUGCCGUUUUGGAAUAUUUAACAGCAGAAGUUUUGGAAUUGGCUGGUAAUGCUGCCAAGGACUUGAAGGUCAAAAGAAUCACACCAAGACAUUUGCAAUUGGCAAUUAGAGGAGAUGAGGAAUUGGACAAUUUGAUUAAAGCUACUAUCGCUUAUGGUGGUGUGUUGCCUCACAUUAAUAAAGCCUUAUUAUUAAAAGUUGAAAAGAAGAAGGGCCAAAAAUAA
Candida dubliniensis CD36 is the source of this 402-nucleotide messenger RNA. It is a transcript of the gene HTA3, whose product is annotated as histone H2AZ. The transcript has a single exon. NCBI's taxonomy places the organism in Eukaryota, Fungi, Ascomycota, Pichiomycetes, Serinales, Debaryomycetaceae. Gene Ontology annotation, molecular function: structural constituent of chromatin; protein heterodimerization activity; DNA binding. Gene Ontology annotation, cellular component: nucleosome. The record is from RefSeq and is a predicted model, not a curated record. Bases 1 to 402 code for a protein of 133 amino acids.